This is a messenger RNA of Thalassophryne amazonica, 6140 nucleotides long. RefSeq names its product myosin phosphatase Rho-interacting protein-like. The record is from RefSeq and is a predicted model, not a curated record. Lineage: Eukaryota; Metazoa; Chordata; Actinopteri; Batrachoidiformes; Batrachoididae. The transcript has 22 exons. Gene Ontology annotation, cellular component: actin cytoskeleton. The coding region runs from base 687 to 5729 and encodes 1680 amino acids. Gene Ontology annotation, biological process: actin filament organization. Gene Ontology annotation, molecular function: actin filament binding.
UCCCUCCCUAUGACUGCUGGGAUUUGCUCCAGUCCAGCUUCCCCCGUGACCUAUAAUUGGAGUAAGUGGGUUUAGAAAAUGGAUGGAUGAUAUUUGAUACAUCAAUGAAAAAGGAAUUAUUGAUUGAAUUUGUAGAAAUGCACUGAUGGCAUUUUGCAUGAUGGGAGGUGACGAUGUGAGCUUUGCUUUCCAGUGACCUCUGUUUUCCAUGCAAAGUUUAUUCCUUAUUUCUUUAUGUCAGGGUCAAAGGUCAACAAGUAUAUCGUCCCUGUGCUUUUAUAUCGUAACGCUAUAAUUGGCCAGUAGAGGGCAGUAACACGCCAGUGCAGACAGCAGUUAAUCUCUCAGAGUAUAAUUUGUUUGUUGCCGUUUUACUGAAACACGUCACAAGAUACUAUUACGUAUUAAUUGUGUGGUUUACAUGAAAGUAUUUUUUUUUAUAUUAGGAAACAUUUUGUUUUAUUCUGGUGUUGAAAUUCCUUCAAUAUAAAAGCGUAAGCCUCAUCUAGCCCGGCCCGUCUUGGAGCUGUAGGGCUAUCGGUGUUUUAUUUUGAAGGCGCGGAACAUGAGAACCAUGACGACAGCAGUCAACAGAGAUGAGAGUUUGACAGACGGUCGAGUCGCUUCGUUCUGCGCGGACGAACCGGGACUGAGUGCGAAUCCGAGUGCGGCUCUUUCACCGAAACAUGUCGGGCGAAAAGACCUCCAGUCCCUGCGAUAAAUUCCAAGCCAAUCUUUUCAAUAAAAGUAAAUGCCAAAACUGCUUCAAAUCCCGCGAGCUUCAUCUUAUGAAGGACGGAAAGAACGAGCAGGCCAAACCCAUCUAUGGAGGCUGGCUGUGCUUGGCUCCCGAGGGGACCGAUUUUAGCAACCCGAUGCAGAGGUCAAGGAAAUGGCAGCGGCGUUUCUUUAUCCUCUUUGAAGAUGGUGGCCUGAGCUAUUCUCUUGAUGAACUGCCGACCACUCUGCCACAGGGGACAGUGAGCAUGAACCUGUGCACCGAGAUCACAGACGCUGAGCCCAGAACAGGACAGAGAAAUGCACUGUGCAUCGUCACACUGGACCAGGAAAUAUUCAUCAGAGGAGACAAUAAAGAGAUCAUCAGCGGGUGGAAUGAACAGCUUGCAGUCUUUCCACAAGCUUACAAGCACAAUCCAAAGAAAAAGCGCAAGGUGGAGCCCGUUUUGACCCAGGAACCCACACCAGCAAAGGUGGCUGCAGCAGAGUGCAACGUGUGGCAGGAAGAACGGCAAAACGGAGGGCUGGAUAUGACCCCUGUGUGGACUAUGGCAGACGCUGAUCCCACUGGUCUAACACAAACCCCUGCAGACACUCUGAUCUUGGACGGCUGUGGAAGCUUCAGUAACCUGCUGAGCCACUUGGACUCAGCUUCAGGUGGAAGCACUGAGCGUGGUGUUGCGAACGAUCCAGCUGAACCAGAGCCAAACAACAUCCAAACAUCAUCAAACUACAAGAACCAGAGUGAUGACGGGAGCCUUGACAUCACAACAGAGGGGCUGGUUGAUUUGGAAGCAUCUGACAAUAAACUGGACGGGGGAACAUCUGAUUGGAGGAAUGGCAGGCGUGAGGCUCGCCCCAGCAGAAGAGAGAAACUGCAGUCAUGUAGUGACUUAACCUGCCUUGCCGCCCCACUUCAUCAACAAAGAGCCAAAUCUCUGGACCGCAGGACUUCAGAUACCGCUAUGACGCCCGACUUACUCAAUGUCAAGAAAGGCUGGAUGGUCAAAUUGGAUAAGAAUGAGCAGUGGAAAAAAUAUUGGUUUGUGUUGUCAACUCACAGUCUGAGAUACUACAAGGAUUCUACAGCUGAGGAGGCUUCUGAUCUCGAGGGAGAAAUCAAUUUAACAAACUGCUACAGUGUUUCAGAGUUCCAAGUCCAGCGGAACUACGGUUUUAAGAUCCAUACUCCGGACGGUGACCACACCUUAUCAGCCAUGACUGCAGGGAUACGCAAGAACUGGAUCCAGGCCCUGAUGAAAAUCGUUCAUCCGGGUCGUGCCCCUGAUGUUGCCAGUUUACCUGGUUACCAAAUUCCUGAAGUUCUUCCCAAACCAGAUGUGACUCCAGAUUCUCCUCAUACUGAGGCCAAGUCAAAAAGAGGUCUCCACUGCACACCCAGUGUGAUGGAAAGAAAGCGGGAAGGACACUACAACACGUAUGACUGGGCAGAGUUCAGACCUCAGACAAAAAGGAGGCUUGGCACAGAUCCUGAGAUGACUAACAGACUGUGCUCUCUUGAGUUUGGUGACCUGGAACGAAUGAAAAGAAGGGAGGAGAGGAGGAGGCGGUAUGAGAGGAUGCUGGGCUUCUCUCUGGCUUGGGAGAUGAUCGGAGAUAACACAGUGCAUGACAUGCACAAAGUGCUGAGUCAGCAGAACUUGGAAGAAGAUAUAGAGCAGUGCUGGAAGCAGGUGGAGAAGGCGGCCUUCAGACUGGAAAGGACAGUCCCACUCUGUACUGUGAUCAAAGAAACUGAGAUGGAGAAGCUGCUGGACAGCUACAGGAAAAGGGUUGAAGAUCUAAAAGCACAGCUGGCAGAAUCGGACCAUCACAAACAAGAGCUGGAAGUUCAGUUGAGUACAGCAAGAUUUUCUCAGCAACAAGUCUGCUCAUCGCUUCUCCCCCCAUUAAGUUCUGAAGCAGGUCUUUGCUUACUGGGAACAAAACAAAAGCCACUAAAUGGCCAAAUUCAUCGUGUGGAUAACAAGCACAAAGAUACCGCUCAAUUGCUACAGCAACAGAACUUUGUUGAAGACCGUGUAGAGGAACUACUUAACCUUGGUCCACCUUCUCUGGAAUCUCGUCUUCCUGAGCUACAUGAUGUGCAGCACAGUGUGAAACGACUGGGGGAUCUGCUUCCUGGGGCUUCACCUGCUUUAGACUGCCAGCAGGUAUUGUCUCAGAGUGAAGAAGGAUCUGUUAGACUAAAGUUAAAUGGCACAGCACUAAACCAUCAGAAUCAGAUGAACGGAGAAGUUCAUCAGCAGUUUCCCAGGUUAGAAACACAAAUGACCAACAACCAGUUUAAUUCAUAUCCAUUCACUGAGAAGCCAUCAGAAGGAAAUGACAUCUCUGGAAACUAUUUUGACACUGCAAACUGUUUGGAGCGACACAUUCCUCCAGACCAGCUGAUUAUUAGGAGGCUUUCCCAAGAGGUAGAGCUGCUCACCAGCAAGAACCAAGCCCUCAACCAGCGAAACCAGGAAUUGUUAAAUCAACUUGCAGAAGCAGACCGAGAGAUUACAAGGAUGAAAUCAGAGCUCACUAGCAGGUACUUGGGGCCUCAUCACUUUGACAUAGAACAAAAAAGAGUAGAAGACCUCAAAAAGGAGCUGACCAUGAGGAGCCAGCAGCUGCUGGAGAACCAGAUGUUGCUUUCAACCCUGGAGGAACAGCUGCAGGACACAGAAGUGCUGCUCCAGCUGAGAGAGAGUAAACUGGAGGGUCUGGACUCCCCAGCAGAAUCAGAGGACAAAGAUGAAAAACAGCAGUGUGCUAAGAGUCCAGGAGUACAUCUUCUCCAGCAUAUCAACUCCAUCAAGCUUAUUGUGACAGAGUUGAAGAGGCGGCUUGACCAAUCCGAAGCGAAAUGCAAAGAGUUGCUGAUACAGAAUGCAAAGCUUGAGGAAUCAGAGGAACUUCACCUUCAAACAAUUACUAGGAUGGAGGCUGAACUCAGAAGGUUGACUGAAGAGCGAGAGAAUGAGAGGUUGAAAGAAGGGACAUGGUCUGUUUUAGGAGAAGAAAGGUUUCAGCAAGUGAUGGAGGGCAUGGUAAUGAGGUUCAGAGCUUUGAAGAAACUGUUAGAGAUGAUUGACAGGUUAGAUUUGGGUGUGAUGGAGAGAGCAACAGAAAGUGUGUGUGAAGAAAACAAACUUACAGCGCUCAGUCAGCUGAAGUGGGAAGAAAUGUUUUGGAGUUUGCUGCUCAGUGAGCUGAAGGCCAACCCCUGUCAGCUGAUUGAGGAGCUACCUGUAGAAGUGGUUCUUUGUGAUGUCACACAGCAUAUGAUGGCAGAGAAUCAAGUGCUGCUUUUAGGCCUUAGAGAUACAGGUUCAUGCCCAGGUGAGCGGAGGGAAAAUCUAGAGAAAGCAUGUGAAGGAAAGACUCAGAAAGAUGUAGAUAUUAAUUGGAAUCUUGCAAGUGUGAGUGCGUCAGAAGGCAGGGGGUUCGUGUUCAAUAACCAGCUACGUAAAAUGGAUAAAAGAGUAAUGGAACAUUUUGCAGUCAUCACAGAGAUGAAACUGUCUUUGUUCACCAACAUUGCCGCCUCUAUCAGCACUUCUGCUGACAGCAAACUCCACUCGAUGCCUGAGGGGCUUUUCUUCAAGCACCCGUGGGCCGGCUUUCUUCACUCGGCAGCGACAGAAGCCCUCUACUGCUGUCACAUAAGCAGACUACAGACAGCGUAUGAGCAGAAACGUGCAGAAGCCCAACAGAAACUGCUCACGUCUUCACUCCUCUGCAGCAACUGUGGCCACCUGAGGGACAACAACAUUGAGCUGAGGACCAGGUGGUCAGAUUUGAAACAGAUGCCCUGGUGUUGCCAGUCAGAGGAGCCUUCCCAACAGGACACAGACACCAGCCAAAGGAGAGCAGAAGAACGUGUCUCCGAAAAAACCGGGGAAGCAUAUUCAAAUAAAGACGAACUUGAAAAUACUGAGGUGAUUGUUGAGAGCGAGUCCCCUCUUAGCCGCGUGGAUGUCCAACAUUCAACUGAUGAGUCUCGAUGGAGAAUCCAGGAGGUGAUUAUGGAUGCAAACACGGAGAUGAGCGCUGCUUUCCACAAGGACACAGAAUGUGGAGGUCAGGAGAUGGAGAUGGAGCAGGUGGCUCUACUGAGAAGAAGAGUGCAGCAGCUGGAGGAGCAGCUGUUUGUCACAGCAGAUGAGAUGAAACUAGAGUCUGAUGGGAAAAUGACUUCUCUUCAGAUGCAGCAUGAGAAGGAAAUGGAAAAGCUGAAGGCCACGUGUGACCGUGGAUUUGCCUCCAUGGAAGGGUCUCAUCAAAAGGUGGUGGUGGAGUUGCAGUACCAACACAAACGGCAAAUAGAGCGCCUCCUGGUGGAGAGAGACAGACUGCUGCAGGAGGAGAGUGCUGCUACUGCAACCGCAAUUGAAGCGAUCAAGAACGCUCACCGGCUGGAGCUGGAAAGAGAAGUGCAAAGGAGAUAUCAGUCUGGGAACGCACACAAGGAGGACGUAGAUGCUCAGCACAGUGAGGAGUUGGCCUCAAGCCAGCGGGAGCUGCAGGUUUUGUCCGAGCAGUACUCCAUGAAGUGUUUGGAGAACGGUCACCUUAUUCAGGCUCUGGAUGCAGAGAGAAAAGCUUUGUGUCAGUGCCAACAGGAAAACAAGGGCCUGAGGACCAGAAACCAGGAGCUGAGUGGUCACCUGGCAGCAGAGAUCACCAGACUGUGCUCACUCGCCAAGCAGGAUGCCCUGCCGCUCAGUCAGGGGAUGGGUGUGUAUGAACUGGAGAUUACUCUGAGAGUGAAGGAGUCUGAAGUCCAAAGCUUGAAGCAGGAGAUCAUGUCUCUGAAGGACGAACUGCAGUCAGCACAGAGGGACAAGAGGACUGCCACCAAGAAGUACAAGGAUGCACACACGGAGCUGUCCAUCUUACGGGCCAAAACGGUCCGAGAGGUGGACGAGCUGAGGGAGAACCUGAGGCUAGCACGCCAGGCCCUGGUCCCCCCUUCACCAUAAAUACUCUCUUCACACUUCUCUCGCUUGCAGAGUGUAACACGUCAUACAGUCCACCUAGUAGGACCUGCAGAGCGUCUCCAACCUCCAUUCACACGUGUUCUCUUUCUAUCGUCUCACUUUUGGAGACAGGUUUGUUUACCAUCCAGGACAAACAUGGUGCCACACUGAGUGAUUUUGUGGUGACUGAUGGAGUCUGUAAGCUGUGCCUUAUUAAAUACUCUUAUAAAUAUCAUAAAAGUCACCGUCACUGUCUGUACAGUCUCUUGUUUUCUUGAAUUUUGAUGUUUCAUGAAACAUGUAGUUUUCAUUUCUCACAAACUUUCAACACACAUUCUCAUUAAAUGUUCUGUCAGUUCAAUUGUGAAAAGACUUAAUUUUGAAAGUAUGCUCACAAACUAAUUUAUAUUGUAC